Messenger RNA from Oncorhynchus tshawytscha (Chinook salmon), 2266 nucleotides. Its product is annotated as gastrula zinc finger protein XlCGF57.1. Bases 243 to 2021 code for a protein of 592 amino acids. The transcript is spliced from 3 exons. Lineage: Eukaryota; Metazoa; Chordata; Actinopteri; Salmoniformes; Salmonidae. The record is from RefSeq and is a predicted model, not a curated record.
GGAUGUUCUAUCAAUAAUCAGUUAGGCUUCAGCAUUUGAGUCAUGCAGAUGUAUAGUUUCUGCAUAAAUCUGCGGAUUUAUUUUUUGGGAUAGUGCAGCCUAAUGUUUUAUUUUUUAGUGUGUUGGAUAGGAUAUCAUUGUGGUGAGGUGGUCUUGAGUUCAGUCUAACGUUACCUAGCUAGUCUUUCUCGCAGAAUUCAAAGGAAGGGGAACGUGUCGACGAAGAUACUCAAGUCCACACGAUGAAUAACAAACCUGGGAAAAAGCAAAGCAACACAACCAAGAGGACUAUACAGUCUAACACUAAUGGGGUUACUUUCAACUCCAUCCGAAUAAAAAAAGAACCAGGAGACUUUGAACGGAAGGAAAUUGGUGACCAUUCCAAACGUCCUGUGCUGGAGAAGCAAAAGCACGUCAAGCAACAUCAAACUACGUCCAACCAAGCGACCCGGUAUAGCAAGAUAUCGAGGAGUCCUGUGGUGAUACUAACAAAAUUGUCCAACGUGGUGCUUAAGACUCUUCUGAGAGAAACUAAAGUGCGUUUGGUGAAGGAGGAGACAGAUGCCAGGAGGGAUGAAGACAACAGUGAAGUCUCUUCUCCGCAGUUCUUUCCUUGUCCACACUGCACCAUCUCCUUCACUGACUGUUACUUCCUGGAGAACCACAUCAAGACCAAACACCAGAAGCAGUACCUGGCCAUGCUGAAAAGCCACGUCUCAAAGAGUAAAACCGUGUACGCACCCACACACAGCUGUCCCCAGUGCAGCUGCAUGUUCCAUACCCCACGACAGCUACACAUCCACACCCGCCAGGCCCACCCCUCCGCCCUUCCCCAGAAACCUGCCCGUCCCCCCAGGGUUCCAGGGAAACUCCACCCCUGCCCGCAGUGUGCCCGUAGAUUCCCGUACCUGGGAACCCUGCUGAAGCACUGCAAGAAUUUGCACAAAAUGGCUGUUUUUCGCACCGAUGGUCAUAUCAGUUGUGCUGACUGUGGGAAGAGCUUUGAAAAUUGCUGGGGACUAGGGCCACAUCGGUGUCAAGAACCAGAGGGCACUAAACCUAAGGACACUAAGACUGUGGUCUGUCUGGAAGUCGGCUUCCAUUGCUCAGAGUGUGGGAAGAUCCUCAGUACUCCUACGAGCCUGGACACUCACAUGCGUAUCCACACUGGAGAGAAGCCGUACGAAUGUAAGGAGUGCGGCAAGCGCUUCUCAGAGAACAGCGGUUACCGUUAUCACUCGUUAAUACACUCGGGGCUCAAGCCGUUCAAAUGCCAGGACUGCGGGAAGACUUUCAAACGGAAGUCGCUCCUCUGGACUCACAUGUCGGUUCACACUGGUGAGAGGAAGUUCUCCUGCACCCAAUGCGAUAAGCGGUAUGCAAGCAGGGCCCAUCUGAAGCUUCACCUGCGAACACACUCGGGGGAGAGACCUUUCAAAUGCACCGUUUGUGGUAAAGACUUUGCUGACAAAGCUUAUCUGAAAACACACCUGAAGAUCCACAGCAACGAGAAGAACUACCACUGUGGGGUUUGUGGGCGGGCGUUCUUGAGGCUGGGGUUGUUGAAGUUACACAUGCGCUCACACACCGGGGAGAGGCCCUACCACUGCACAGUGUGCGACAAGAAGUUUUUUCGACUCUCACACCUGAAGAACCAUCACCUGACUCACACGGGUGAGAAACCAUACACCUGUACCGAGUGCAGUAAAAGCUUCACUCAGUCUGGGGAUCUGUCCAAGCACAAGCUCCUACACACUGGGGAGAAGCCAUUUGAAUGCCCUGAAUGCCCCAGCCGGUUUAACCGUUCUGGUUCUCUGUCCAGUCACAUGAGGACCCACACUCACCGUGAUAUAAAGCCAUACUCCUGCCAAGAAUGUGGGAAGAGCUUUUAUGAACAGAGUCACGUCAAAGUCCACAUGAAGACCCACACAGGGGAGAGACCGUAUCCCUGCCCCCACUGCCUUUUCAGCUUCACUCGGAAAGCACAUCUCUCCAAACACCUGCCUAGAUGUCGUAAAUGAUCAUGGUUGACAUUUUUUAUGACACCUUUUUUAUUAUGAAAUUCAUUGUAUUCAUAGGAAUCACUUUUAGAUGAAUCCACCACAGUAAAACAAUAACGUUAUAUAGUCAUGGAAAACAUUGAAACAUUAUUAUACUGAGCAAAAAUAUAAACGCAACAUGUACGGUGUUGGUCCCAUGUUUCAUGGGCUGAAAUAAAAGAUCCCAGAAAUUUUCCAUACGCACAAAAAGCUUAUUGCUCACAAAU